Molecule: messenger RNA, 2256 nt
Organism: Lachancea dasiensis
Lineage: Eukaryota; Fungi; Ascomycota; Saccharomycetes; Saccharomycetales; Saccharomycetaceae
Source: the annotation of a GenBank genome assembly
AUGGACAAUGAUUACGGUGGAAUCAGCCAUUUAAGCUUCCUUGAUAUGACAAAAGACAGCAGCACCAAUGCUGGGGCCAGCGCUGGAAGCGCUUCCGCAGCAAGCAACGUGGCGUUCUCUCCACAAUUGGGCGCGGCGGGUCAGGACGAGGACGAUGAAGAUGAAGAGAGCGAGCUUGACGUGGGCCGCGAAGAUUUCGCGGAGCAUGCUCCUUUUGGAGGCGACAUACCGCGAUUGAGUGUUUCCAUGACCCCUUGGCGCAGAAAAUCGUUGCCCCGACAGUCGAGUGCCUUGUCGUUUGAUCAUAGCAUGCCAGACUCCAGACAGGUCUCUGAAGCUGCAGGCGUGGCAAUGGACUCGGCGUCGCCUGUCAACUCUCGGCCGCGCACAGGAAGCUCACUUUUCUCAGAAGACUAUCUCUCAAGUGCGCCCACAGCCAUCGUGUCUGCUUCUGGGAAUAACGAGGUUGAACAUCUACAGAAGCAGCUCACGGCAUGCAGGUUGCGCCUCAGGAUCUUGACAGAACUUUUGAAAGAGCGCGAUCCGGUCGCUUCCGAAACAGGUUCGCGGACUCAAAUUUACGAAAAGCUAAUCAACACCCUGCCAAAGCCAGAAACAACGAGCGAAACCUCCAAGGAACUUACUAACCUCCGGCGUAACCUGGAAGAUAAGAACAAAGAGCUAAUCGAGCUCAAGCAAGAACUUAUCUCAACUAAGAACGAAUACAAUACAGUUCUGGACGAUGUAAACUCUUACAUUGAGCACUCUGAUGUAAUUGCUGGCAAUAUAGAUGAACUUCUGGUAUUGUUUUUGGAGAACUUGACACUUUCUGUCGAGGAAAUCGACGCGCUAGAGAAAGCCCGCGGAAUAUCAAACAACUUCAUCGACGUCAAAAUGAAUGCUCUCAGGUCUACGUUGAUAAAGUUUUUGAGGGCCGGUGAGCCUUCGCCAGACGUUAAGCCCAUCAAGGAUGCUGAUGAAGAUGCAAGUACCACCUUCUCUGAGAAGUCUCAGUAUCUAUCUCAGACAUUAGAUACGCGGUUAGAGGGUGCCAUUGAGAGUAUGCACGAGGAAUACCUUGCAUUCCUCGAAAGUAUAGAGGAGAAGAUGGCUAAGUCUGCCUCCAUAGAGCAGGAUCUUGGUGUUCUCUUGGAGAAGCAAAACACCCUGAUUUCCCAAUUUGGGGACGCUUUGUGCGACCGUGAGGCUGCAGCAGAAAAUCAACUCGCUGCAUUGCGCAUAGAGGGUCAAGGCUCAAUGGAAAAGCUGGCCAACAAUGUCAAAUUGGUGGAAAGAUUUGGUGAGAGGGAUAUACACGCCAAACAGGAUGGAGCCUGCUCCGAUUUUGAUGUGACUGGAGGAAGUGUCAAUGGCCUGACGAAAACCGACCUGAAAGAUUUGAGCUCUGAUUCUCUUCAAAAGAAAGUGCUGUUACCAACACAGAGAUCCCGAGAUGAUUUGAAGCGGAUGCACCAGCAGGAGCAAGAAGAAUGGAUAACGGAAAAACAAGACAUCACGAAUCAAUUGUGGGCAGCAAGAGGUGAGGUGGAGGAACUAAAAGGAACUGUCCAGAGCCUACAAACUAUGGUUUCAUCACAACAGGCUGACUCUGAUAGCAUAAUAGAAAACCUCGAAAAGACAAUAAAGCGGGCCGUGCGGAAGUCUGGACUCUAUAUCAACGAAAACCGCAAUCUGCAGGAGCAUAUUACCGUCAUUGAAUCGGAGCUUAAGGAGGCAAUAGAACAAAAUAGAGAGCUAGAGAGAAGUACCAACCGUUAUGGUAAGGAGUUUGCAGAAUUGCAGCAAGAAUUUCAAAAAUUACGGAAUCACUUGUUGCUACACUUGAAUAAAGUCUUUGAUGUAUUUGAUAAAAUUCUACAGAAGCACUCGAUCGAUCAAGCAAGAAAUAAAUUAAGAACUCUGGAGGGUCUCAGUCCAUAUGACAAUUACCGAGCGACCCACGCCAAGCUAGAAUCGCUAUACGUAUUCAUUGAAACCGCUAUCAAUUCAGUGGUGGGCGAACACACCAAGGUAAUUCUAAAGCUAAAGGAGAGACCAUUGAUGACUGAUUCAAGUCAGGGCCAUGAUUCUCAGAGUUCUCAAAUUCGCAUCGAGCUUUUAGAGAGGAAAUGGGUUGCCGAGCGAGAACGAAGAAAAUUAGACGCCGAUGCGGCUGAACACCGAAUAUCGCAGUUAGAAGAAGAAAACAAGAUGCUUCGACAGCGGCUCCGCGAAAGCCUUCACAGUCGUGUUUGA